Molecule: messenger RNA, 1197 nt
Organism: Thalassophryne amazonica
Lineage: Eukaryota; Metazoa; Chordata; Actinopteri; Batrachoidiformes; Batrachoididae
Product: retinal homeobox protein Rx1-like
Exons: 4
Coding region: 154-1185 (343 amino acids)
Biological process (GO): positive regulation of transcription by RNA polymerase II
Molecular function (GO): DNA-binding transcription factor activity, RNA polymerase II-specific; RNA polymerase II cis-regulatory region sequence-specific DNA binding
Source: RefSeq, a predicted model, not a curated record
CAGCUGAGGGAGUGCAAGGCCGGAGUGCACAUAACGGAUCUUUGCAGCUGAAGUCGGAGGCUGAAGCUGCUGAGAGGAACAGGCGGAUCACCAGCUUCAACAGGUCUUGGCUUUUAAGAGGACGGCUGAGCGGCCGGACGGACGGACGUUUGAAUGCAUUUAUCGCUGGAUACGAUGAGCUUGGUGGACGACAGCUGUCUCUCACCCAGCAACUUCCACGACACGGGGAAAGGUGGGGGUGCCACCUCAGGGGGCCACGUCCACAGUAUUGAUGUCAUUCUCGGGUUCAGUAAAGACCAGGACGCUUUACAGUUCCCCACAGGGGCCGUCGGGCCCCACAGAGUGGACAUAGACGGCCCAGCAGAGACGGCCAAACAGCAUGAGUCCUCGUCACAUCCGUCCUACGGCAGACAUGUUUCCUUGCUGAGGAAUGUCGGCGUGGAGCAGCAGCAGCCAUACCAGGAUACUGGUUUGUACUCAGACAAGUGUGAGGAGGACUUGAUGGAACUGAGGAAGAGUGUAGACAGUGAUGAAGGGAAGUCUCCAGAGCCAGGCAAGGAGGACCAGCCCAAGAAGAAACACAGACGGAACCGCACCACCUUCACUACUUACCAGCUCCAUGAGCUGGAACGUGCCUUUGAGAAGUCCCACUACCCAGAUGUGUACAGCCGUGAGGAGCUGGCCAUGAAGGUGAACCUCCCAGAAGUCCGCGUUCAGGUCUGGUUCCAGAACCGCAGAGCUAAAUGGCGGCGGCAGGAGAAAAUGGAUGCCAGCACCAUGAAGCUCCACGACUCGCCCAUGUUGUCCUUCAACCGGACGGCCCCUGUGCACGCAAGCAUGGGGCCCAUGACAAACUCCUUACCUUUGAACCCCUGGCUGACUUCCUCCCUCUCCAGCACGACACCAGUCCACAGUAUCCCUGGAUUCAUGGGCCCAGCUCAAGGCCUCCAACCCACCUACCCCAGUCACAGCUUUCUGAACUCAUCCCCUCAUCAUCCUCAUUCCCAUCCCUCCAUUUGCCAGGGAAUGCAGAGUAUGGCUCCUCCCCCUUACCAGUGCCCCGGCGCCUAUCCUGAAAAGUACUCUCUGGAGGAUGUGGAUCAGGGCAGCUCGAGCAUCUCUGCUCUGAGGAUGAAAGCAAAAGAACACAUUCAGUGUAUGGACAAGACCUGGCAACUCAUCUGACUAUGAUCUGAC